AAAGCAAAAAAAAAAAAAAAAAAAAAAGCGAAGUGCGGUUUGGUUUCCUUGUCAACGGAGGACGAAGUGAACAGCUGAGCAGCUCGCAGCGAGCAGGAUUAAAACAAGGUGAGCCAACCAUGACUGGCAAAACACAGACCAGCAAUGUCACCAAUAAGAAUGACCCCAAGUCCAUCAACUCCCGUGUUUUCAUCGGCAAUCUAAAUACAGCCAUUGUCAAGAAAGUUGACAUUGAAGCCAUUUUCUCGAAGUAUGGAAAAAUAGUUGGAUGCUCAGUUCACAAAGGCUAUGCAUUUGUACAGUACAUGAGUGAACGACAUGCAAGAGCUGCAGUGGCUGGAGAAAAUGCCAGGAUCAUUGCUGGCCAACCGCUUGAUAUCAACAUGGCAGGAGAACCCAAACCAUACAGACCCAAACCUGGAAACAAAAGACCCCUUUCUGCACUUUAUAGACUCGAAUCAAAGGAGCCUUUCCUGUCUGUUGGUGGUUAUGUCUUUGACUAUGAUUACUACAGAGAAGAUUUCUACAAUCGGUUAUUUGAUUACCACGGGCGUGUGCCCCCACCCCCCCGUGCAGUGAUUCCACUGAAGCGUCCCAGAGUGGCUGUCACAACGACUCGCAGGGGAAAAGGAGUCUUUUCCAUGAAAGGGGGAUCGAGAUCUACCGUCAGUGGGUCAUCUUCAUCAGGCUCUAAGUUGAAAUCAGAUGAGCUCCAGACAAUCAAGAAAGAAUUAACCCAGAUCAAAACGAAAAUUGACUCCUUGCUAGGGCGCCUGGAGAAAAUUGAGAAGCAGCAGAAGGCGGAGGCAGUUAUUUGAUAAUGAAAGUUUCCAGCAUAAAGUACUGGCAGGAGAUGGAAGAUCACGAACCAAAGAUGGGGAAGCCACACAACAUGGAGAUUGUCCAGUAUUCAAGUUUCAUACUAUCAUUUUUUUUCCUUUUUGUUUUUAGUGAAUUUCUAAGCUGUGAGGAAUAAUUGUAAUGAAGCAUAACUACUUGAUUUUGAAUUCUCUAUACUUUCAAUUGCUUCUAAUAGAUAUAUUUGUAUGGUGUCCUGUCUCUUUCUUUGAGAUUGUAAACUUCCUGAGCAUAAGGUCAUGCCUUCUCUUCCUUCUCUAACUCCCCAACACCAUGUACUAUGUAUCAGGCACAAACCUGGCAAGUCAUUUAACUUCUCUAGGUCUCGACCCCUCAAAUGUAAACUAGAGGAAUGGAUUAUGACCUCAAAUAUACUAUCCCAAGCUUUAAGUUACAGUUAGCCUAAAUCCAUGAUGCAUGUGUUAUUUUUUUCUAUUGAAUAAUUCAAUGAACACAACUUCGGGACAUCGUAGCUAUGUAGAUCAUACCAAUGUAGCCUACGGUUGUGCCUCCUCAUUCCUAGAUGCUUAUUUUAAAAGAGCCACAUAUAAAUGGCCACAUAUGAGUAGCACAAUUUAUACAGUGAUGUUAAAUAAUCAAAAAGAGUAAAAGAGGCAAGAAGGAAAACUAGAAACUGGGUAUCCUACAAGAAGCACAAUUAAUCCACAGGAACUACAUUUUUUUUAAAUAAAAUUUCAGGCAUAAGGGCUCUGAUGUGAAAAAUCAAGUGGACGUUAUUUAAUUCAAUUUUAUUCUGUGUGGUAUGCCUGAUACAUGGCCCGCCAUUCUUGCUUGGACAAUUCCAAUGAUAAUAGCCAAAGUUUGAUCUAAGCAUUGGAGAGGUCACAAACUGGGUCUCAUAAGAUAAAUUCACCCCAACAUGUUUGGUAAAAAUACAGAAUUUUUAAAGAUAAUGUUUAAGAAUUGUAAUAUUACAAAUAAAUAUUAAAAUACAUAGCUUCUUUUGAAACGUUGGAAUCUUUCAAUUCUGCUGUCACACUAUGCAUGCCAUACUCUUUUCAGUUUGCUAAUAUUUUUAUUUAGCCAACUCAUACAUUGUUAUUUAUUUGGUUGGUCCCUGUUCACAUUUGUGUCUCUGACUUCUGUGGUGGGUUCUCCUCAUACUGCACCAAACCAAAAGGUCUUUUGUUUUCACUUCGUUUGUUCAUACUUUUUAUGUCCCCUGAAAUCAAUGUAAUGUCUCAUCCAUGUGAAUGUAACAGACAAUUAAAUAUUUUAAAGGAGUUAUAAUAUUCUCACUCCCAACCUCUGAAUGGAAAGUCAACAUAAUUGGACCAUAGAUGUUUGAUUUAGCUGCAUUCAAAUUUUUGUCAUAGCAUCUCUGAAGCCUUCUUUUCUCUUGAUAAAUAUCAAUAAUUUUUUCAGCUGCUUCUCGUAUAAUUUGGUUUUGCAUCUCGAACCAUUGUCAUCUCUCUUCUCUGGUCAUUCUGUAGUUUGUCAACCAUGUAUUGAGGUACUCAGAAUAGAAAAAUGUUGCUCCAUAUCUGAUCUGAGUGCUGUCACCUAUAAUGUAAAUGUUUCUGUUCUGAAUACCUUAGUGCUAACAUUUGCACUCUGGAUUAAGUUGAUGAUGUUUCUGGUUACAGACAUUGGAUUAAAUACAUGAAUUGAGUUCUUUUCUCCUGAAACUGCAUUCAAAUGAUAAAUUUUAAAAAUGAAAAACCCUAGACAUAAAGAGAAUGGGAACAAAUGGGAACAAAACUUUAGAAGCAAAAAAAAAAAAAACUUUAGAAGCUGGACAGCAGAUGGAGAAAUACACUUAACUUAGCAUAUCCUAGAAAUCUGAGUCUAGUUUUAACCACAGAAAUCCCAAAAGGCUCAAAACUAAAGACAUCUUCCUCUGGAAAAGGAAGUAUAAAUGGCUGCAAGUCUGUUGAGGAAUCAAAUUCCUGUAUUACCAUUCCCAACUGUCCCUGACCCACUAGAAAGCUGAAGAAGGUUACUAUAGAAAAGUUAAAAUGGUAGAUCUCAGAAAUGGUAAACAACAAAUUUGAGUGCAGUUGAAGAUAAGGAGAGAAGUGAAAUUUUAGACAAUUACUGUAGAAAUUCUAAGCAUUCUCUCUUCCCCUCUGAUGCCAGAGUACUGUCAAGACCCUAGAAGUUUUAAUUGGGAAUAUGAACAUCAUAAAAGGAAAGAUUUAAAGAUAUUGGUAGAGGUGCCACCCAAGGAAAUAAAUGGUCAACCAUGUCACCUUGCAAAAACAAUAUCCCUAUGCUUGCAAAGCUGUCCAUUGAUAUUUGAUAUUAUUCAUAUUACUUGGUAAUAUGAAUGGACGAGCAUCACCCAGUAAUAGAAAACAUUUAACAUAAAAAGGAGAUAUCAGAAAAGAAAAAGAAAAAGAUUGGAGAAAACAGAUUGUGCAGAAGAAUAAAACUUCAAAAAGAAAAAAACCACACUGAUUAAUACACUCAGAAGGAAAGAAGAUAUUGCAUUCAUGAGAUAAGACCAUGAAACUAAAACUUGAGUAUUCAGAAGACAGAUAAAAGACCUUUUAGAAAUUAACAUAUGAUAGCACAAAUAAAUAACUCAAUACAGGAUUGGAAGACAAAAUUGAAGAAACUCUCCCAGAAAGUGUAGGAGAAAAUAGAUAUAAAAAAUACGAGGGGAAGGGAUGAAACUCACUGGAUGAAUAUCUGAAUAGCAGGGUUCAAAAAGAAAGAAAGGAGAUCAUCAAAAACAUAUUUUAUAAAAAAAACUGAAGAACAUAGUUAAUCAGAUUGAGAGAAUCCACUGAGUGCCUGGAACAACGCAUGAAAAUAGAUGCACAUCGAAGCAUCUCAUUGUGAUAUUUCGGAACAGGAGGCAAAGAGAAGGUCCCUACCAACUUUAGAGAGACAGGAAAAGAGAGAAAACAGUUUUCAUAGAAAGAAACAGGGAUCAAUACCAAUGGGCUUCUUAGCAGCCACACUGAAAGCUGGAAGGCAAUGAAAACAUGCCCUAAAAGUUCUGAGGAAAGAUUAUUUACAAGGUGCAAUUCUGUACCUAAUACCCAAACUAUUAAAUGUGAGGGUGCAUUAAAGACAUUUUCAGAUAUCUAAAUAUCAAAAUAUAUUCCUCCAGUUCAUUCUUUCUCUGAAAAGCUUGGAGGAAGUACUUCACCAAAGCAAGGAGGUAAACCAAGAAGGGAAAACAUGGCUUUCCCAAAGCAGGGAAAUCCCAGAGCAAAGGGAAUCCUCAGGGUGCUGGUAAAGGCGAUUCUAGCAUAUGAGCUGUGCAGCAGGCCCAGAAAGAGAGAAGUCCAAAUCAGAACUACUCAAAAUCUCUGGGAGAGACUUUUUCAAGAUGAAAUUGUCUGAAUGGCUAAUGAAUGGGCAAGUGACCUAGUCAAAAUGAGAUUUACAGGUCAGGUUAAAGUUUGCACAACUACAUAGAAAUACAUAGAGAACUAAAUUUUGAAAAACAAAACAAAAAAUCUAAGGCAGUUUUUAACACCAAAGAAACUAAUAUUAUUCAGAAGAGAAAAAAUAUUUUUAUAUACUAAGAGCUGCUCAGAGCAUUUUAAGAAAUUCUUAAAAUUAUUUUUUUUUAAUUGACCUGAUCUACAGUCUAACUCCUUAGAGUGAUGGGGACGUAAACAGGGAAUGGUGGACAGAGAACUGAAUCCUCAGCAUUUUAAGUAUGAUGAUAUCAACAGACAGAGCAUAAAAUUGAUCAAGAAAUAGCAAUAUACACAUGUUAUUUAGAAACAUGAGGGCAUAUAUUUAAAAGAAUGAUCUCAGGGGAAAGCCUUUAGGGAAUUGAAAAUGGGGAGCAGAUAGGAACAAAGGCUGCUAUUUUUCAUAACAAGUCUUGUGGAAAUAUUUGAGUACAAAAAUUAAAUGUUUUUAAGAAGCUAAAUGGAAAGGGAUGAAAAGAAAGUUGUGUUUAGCAACUGGAUCAAAACUUUUCCCUCUGCUUAAUGGAGAACUUCCUAUGGCUACCCUCAGAUAGUUAUAAAAGAACAAUUGCACUGAACACUUAUUUAAAAUGGCAAGGAAGGGCCACCUGGGUGGGUUAGCGGUUAAGCGCAUCUGCCUUCAGCUCAGGGCGUGAUCCUGGAGUCCCGGGAUCGAGUCCUGCAUCGGGCUCCUACGGGGAGCCUGCUUCUUUCUCCCUCUGCCUGUGUCUCUGCCUCUCUCUUUCUAUGUCUCUCAUGAAUAAAUAAAUAAAAUCUUUUAAAAAAAUAUGGCAAGGAAGACUUUAUUCUAGACUACUGCAGUAGGGAUCAAGACUAGUGCAAUACAGGAUGGAAAUUGAACUCUACUUAAAUAAAAGGAUAAUUUUUAAAUGCUGGAGUAAGCUAAUGGAAAAGUAUUAGAGGACAUUAGUACGGAGGCUGGUUGGUAUGAUUGGGCCAUCUGUGUUUGCUAAUUGACUAUUAUGGAAGAUAAGCUUCUACUCUCCCACGAGACUAUCUUUCUUGAUGAUUACAUUUCAAGGGAAUGGCUUCUAGGUCUUAACAAAGACAUGCCUAGGUUAUGAAAGAUCAACAUUUCCAAGGAGUAUAGAAAGAAUUCACAAUUGCAAGUUUUCUAAAGUUAACACUAGAAGAAGAAAAAAAGAGGUCAGGACCCCAUAGUCAGGAAGAAGCCCGUCUAAAGUUCAGUCAAGCCGAGGGCACAUUAAGGAAGGUCUUGGUAAUAACUCCACACCAUCUUUCAAAACUGAAAUCUUUCUCCUCACUUUCUUAUCUAAAUAUACUCUACUCUCUGUGUCCUGUCUCUGUCAUGUCACCACUGCAUAGAUCCUGUCCAUCACGUGCCAGAGUAUCUUCUAUUCCUUCUGUAGCCAGUGCUGUAAAAUCUUACCCCAGCAUCUUUUUAUUCCAUCCUUUCUCUCCAUUUUUCCAGUACUACUGCCUAUACCCAAACCCUUUUCAUCUUUCACUUGCUCUGAUGCACCCAUCUUAUUUUCUAACAACUUUAUUGAGGUAUAUUUUACAUAGCAUACAGCUUACCCACCCCAGGAGUGCAGUUCAGUGACUUCUAAGUAAUUUUACCAAGCAGUACAACCAUCACCACAUGUCAGUUAGAACAUUUUCAUCCUCCAAAGCCUCACCUGGUAGUUGUUUUCUCACUAGCAAAACAUCUAAGGCCCAGGCUUAAGGAUCAAACAGAAGUAGGUUCAACCCUAUUAGAGAUCUCCUCCCAAAACUUACUAGUUGUGUGAUAUUUGGGAAGGUUCUUCUGAAAUUUAUAAAAUGGGGGGAAAUUAAGAUCUAUCCCUUAAAAUUAUUGUGAGGUUUAAAUAAACACAGUAUCUGUAAUUUGUAAAAUUAUUUAUACUGUAUUUGUGGUGACCUCAACAACCCAGGUACUCCACGAGAACGACUUUGAGGUCAUUUUCCCCAGGAAUAUACCUAUAUAACUGACAUUUUAACCAGAAAGCAACCCUCCUAUGUAACUUUCCUGAUGCUAAUUUGUGUCAUGAUUAGUACAUACCAUCCAUUAAAAGUUGCAUCUUUUUAAAUAGCAUUUUUUUUAAUCAUUGAGUUAAAUUCAUGUUAUAUACAGGUGUUGUAAUGUAGAAUUUAAAAAAAAAAUACAGCUUAUACUGGUAUGUAGAAACAAUAGUUUCAGGAUACUAGCUUGGCUCUAACGAACAAUGUGACUGUUUUGUAUCAACAUUAUUUCCAACCAUCUGCUAAGUACAAUUUAGCUAGCAAUUAGCUAGCAAUUAAGCCAGUCUGUCAAAAAACUUAAUUGCCAACUCAACCAAUUUUCAGAGUUAUAUUAAUGAUAAUAGCUAUGCAGCAAACGGAAUUUAAUAAAAAUGCUUUGAACAUAAA
Molecule: messenger RNA, 6647 nt
Organism: Canis lupus familiaris (dog)
Lineage: Eukaryota; Metazoa; Chordata; Mammalia; Carnivora; Canidae
Gene: RALYL
Product: RALY RNA binding protein like
Exons: 8
Coding region: 120-818 (232 amino acids)
Cellular component (GO): nucleus
Molecular function (GO): RNA binding
Source: RefSeq, a predicted model, not a curated record